AUGGCGACAGUUAUAAUUCAGUUUUGUAAUCGUUGUGAAGAAAGGAAAUAUUUAAAACUAUGUAAGAAGUGUCUACAGUAUUUAUGUAGUGAUUGUAAGCGUGAACAUUUCUGUGGAGUAUCUGCAGCACCUCCGACUAUCUAUAGUUCGAGUGAACACUUGAUAAAGAGCAUCGACAAUAAACCAUUCCAAUGUCGGACUCAUUUGAAGGAAGUCGUCCGUUUUUGUUUUACUUGCACUCUCCAGCUGUGUGAGGAAUGCCUAGAUAAUGAUCUCUCUCAGCAUAAAAAUCACGUGAUAUACAAUGUAGAUAACGCUGCUAAAGAGAUACGAAGGCAAACAGAUGAAAAAAUCGCAUCACUUAAAGUGAAGAUAGAAAAGGCUAGAAGGCAGAGACAUGAACUUGAUAAACAAAGGUUCAGUUCUACAGAAAGACAGAAUACUAGACGGCAGGUCAUUAACCUCGCCUCUAAUCUUGCCUCUGCCAUAGUCGCCGCUAUUGAAGACCAGGCACGAUUAGAUAAAACAGUGGCUGCCGAAAGUGUUACAAAGCUUCAGAAGACUAUUGAUGUAUGGACGGACACCAACCGUACACUUCAUAAAAUUUCUACAGCACCUCACAACCUAGAAAAUAUCCAUCUUUUCUGUAAAUAUAUAAAAGUUCAUGAAAAUUUAGAUUUACCUUCUAUUAAGACAAGAGCUGAUUUUCCUGAUGAUAGAAAAUUCCAACACUCAGAACUUGUCCAAACCGAGUUAAGAUCAUUAGUGGAAUACUUAGAAGCAUUAACUGGUAUCAAUGUUCCGUUGCCUGUGAAAACGCAAGAAGAAAUAGAGAGACUUGCAACCGCCUAUGAUAGAGAAAUUACAAUGGUUGAUUUGGCUACUAACCCAGCGUCCAGACCACAAUCGAGAAUUAGUAUUAAGACAAACAUGACAGCGACAACCAUGCUGACUAAAUACGAAGAAGAUUCCAUCAUGUAUAUCAAAAGUGAAAAUCAAGCUUUGAAAAUGGAACUCAGUAAACUCAGAAAACAGACAAAAGAAAUGAUGCAUGCUACAUCACUUCUAUCUAACUACUGCACAAACGCGAUGAAGUUUUCCUUGAUGCAGGAGGAUGAUAUAUUGGAAGCUCUGAGAAAACCAAUGGUGGACGAUGAUGAAUUAUCCGAGUUCUAUCAUAGUAUCUCAUCUGUUGGACAUUCCUUCUCAAAACUGAAGAGCAAGAUACUGAAUGUUGAAAGUACUGAUAUGGGAUCCUUUGAAGACCUCCAAAACAACACUGAUGACACAAAAAGUAUCCAAACAAGGAUGUCUAUUGAAACUGUAGCCAACCACAGCAUAGCAGAAACUGUUUCAACUACUAUCCAUGACAAAGUCAGCGAGUUACCUCCCAUAUCACAGAAGAGCAGUAGACCAAACAGCAUUAUUUACAUGUACUCUAAAUUGUAUGAUAACGAAUGGAGUGAUGCCUUGGACAUGCUUACACAGUCUGGAAAACGAUGGGCUAUGGACCUCGUUAUAAAACAUCUAUACAUAGUCAUAAAGGUAAACUAG
Messenger RNA from Mytilus californianus (California mussel), 1554 nucleotides. RefSeq lists its product as uncharacterized. The transcript has 6 exons. Gene Ontology annotation, molecular function: zinc ion binding. Bases 1 to 1554 code for a protein of 517 amino acids. NCBI's taxonomy places the organism in Eukaryota, Metazoa, Mollusca, Bivalvia, Mytilida, Mytilidae. The record is from RefSeq and is a predicted model, not a curated record.